This is a messenger RNA of Nymphaea colorata (pocket water lily), 3974 nucleotides long. RefSeq names its product NF-X1-type zinc finger protein NFXL1. The record is from RefSeq and is a predicted model, not a curated record. The transcript is spliced from 2 exons. Bases 556 to 3738 code for a protein of 1060 amino acids. Gene Ontology annotation, molecular function: zinc ion binding; RNA polymerase II transcription regulatory region sequence-specific DNA binding; DNA-binding transcription factor activity, RNA polymerase II-specific. Gene Ontology annotation, biological process: regulation of DNA-templated transcription. Lineage: Eukaryota; Viridiplantae; Streptophyta; Magnoliopsida; Nymphaeales; Nymphaeaceae. Gene Ontology annotation, cellular component: nucleus.
CGAGCGGUUGUUUCCUUCGGUCUCACGACAUCGCACCGACCACGCGACUCCUUAUAAACUCAUUUGUUUCGACCCUCUCGACCGGCUCUCCCCGUCCUUUCUCCCCCGCCAGUUUCUCCUUCUUGCGGCUCACAAGGCAGAAAAAGGGUAAAGGUCUCUCGGCUUGCUAUCUCUCUCUCUUUCGGCCUUUCUCUUCUUCGUCCGCGGCAGCAGCCUUUCUCUCUCUUCCUCCGCAGCAGCGGCGCAGGGCCGGUUUCUCAACGCCAUCUCCGACCUCUCUCUAUACCUUUCCGGAUUUUCUUGUUCACCCUCAGCCCUCCUCCGCACGCCCCCUUUUGUCCGGUCGAGGCAGGCGUUCACCGCCUUCAUCCUUUUCUCGAGCAGCUGAAGACUGUUUUCUGAUCAUCAGGUCGGCCUCCACCCCUCCACAGAAAACCACCCGUCCUUGUUGCGUUCUGCUGUUCUUGAUCCAAAAGAAACAUCUCUUUCUUUCUCGAUUUGUCUGUGGCGCAUCAGAGUGAUCGGAAAAGCCUUAGAGGGCAACGCCACAAGGCUAUGAGGCCAUCAUCUGACAGCGGCAGCAGCUCCAGGAAUGAUAAAACCCGAGGACAUCAUCACCACCACCACCACCAUCAGCAACAGUCAAAUGGUAGCAAUGCCAGACCGAUGCGCGCCGAAUGGGUCCCCAAGAACACUAACCCUCCUACCCCAGCCGCAGCACCAGCCGUGCCUCCCCCUGCCCAACCCGUUGUGCCCUCUGCAUCCAGGAGUCCAGCCGGCAUCUUGGGCAGGAAACCUCAUCAACAAAGCCAUAACAACCCCCACCAUCACCAUUACCAUCGGAAGGAGCCGAGGCGGCGGCUUCCGGACGAGUCUUUGCCGCAACUGGUGCAGGAGCUGCGGGACAAGCUUGCCAAUGGCGCCGUGGAGUGCAUGAUCUGUUAUGACAAUGUGGGUCGCUCUGCCCCGAUCUGGUCCUGCGGUGCCUGCUUCUGCAUCUUCCAUCUCUCUUGCAUCAAGCAGUGGGCGAAGGCCCCAGUGUCUGCUGCUGAGGGUGGUGGAGCGGCUAGUUGGCGGUGCCCAGGAUGCCAGUCGGUCCAGCAGAUGCUACCAUCCGAGCUUCAGUAUACCUGUUUCUGCGGUAAGUCCCGCAACCCUGCCCAUGAUUUCUAUCUCACUCCGCAUUCCUGUGGGGAGCCCUGCGGCCGCCCACUGGGUGCCCCGCCUUGCGCUCACUCCUGCGUUCUCCAGUGCCAUCCCGGCCCUUGCCCUCCCUGCAAGGCCUUCGCCCCUGCCUGCUCUUGCCCUUGUGGCCGCAAGUCCUUUGUUCGCCGAUGCACUGAGGGGUUUGCGGAGCUUAGUUGUGGCCAGCCAUGCGGACUGCUUCUUGCUUGCGGUCGCCAUCGCUGUAAGCGUGUCUGCCAUGCUGGUGACUGUGGUUCGUGUGAGGCUUCGAUCCCAGCUUCGUGCUUCUGCGAGAAGGUGUCAGAUUUGUCGUUCUCUUGUAAUGAAUUGGAUCAAAACGGCAAGUUCUCUUGCAACUCGGGGUGCGGGAAGCUUCUAGGAUGUGGGAACCAUCGUUGCAAGAAGAAAUGUCAUUCAGGACCCUGUGGUGACUGUGAGCGAGCGCCUUCAUCCAUUCAGAGUUGCCCUUGUGGGAAGAUGAAGCUUACUGGUGAUCGAGCUAGCUGCUUGGAUCCAAUUCCGUGCUGUUCCGAGGGGUGCAGGAGACUUCUUCCUUGUGGGGAACAUCGCUGUCCGGAAAAAUGCCAUGAAGGCGACUGCCCGCGUUGCUUGAUCCUUGUUAGUCAGAGGUGUCGAUGCGGUUCAUCCUCUCGGACAGUCUCGUGUGCUGAGAGGGUGGAGGGAAUGUUCCUAUGCGAAAAGCCAUGUGGGCAAAAGAAGAAUUGCGGCCGCCACCGGUGCAAUGAGAAAUGCUGCACUCUUUCUCGCUCCAGUUCUGAUGGUUUUGGUGGUGGUGAGGAUCCUCAUUUAUGCACCGUGGUCUGCGGGAAGAAACUUCAAUGUGGAAAGCAUUUUUGCACUGCCCUCUGCCACAGUGGCCACUGCCCACCAUGUCUGGAGACCAUUUUCACCGAUCUCAGUUGUGCCUGUGGCAAGACCUACAUUCCCCCGCCUGUUCCAUGUGGUACACCCCCGCCAGAUUGCCAACUUCCAUGCUCAGUUCCUCAGCCUUGUGGACAUACUGCCUCACAUAGCUGCCAUUUUAGCGAUUGUCCACCUUGUGCGGUCCCUGUUGCAAAGGAAUGUGUGGGCAACCAUGUCGUCCUGAGAAAUGUGCCGUGUGGGUCUCGGGACAUUCGGUGCAAUCGGCUGUGCGGGAAAACGAGACAAUGUGGAAUACAUGCCUGCACUAAGAUAUGCCAUCCUCCACCCUGCGAUUCCCUAGACUGCAGCGAGAAUGGUAGCAGAUUAAAGGUUUCUUGUGGGCAAGUUUGUGGUGCACCACGAAGGGACUGCAGACACACUUGUGCUGCAAUUUGCCAUCCAAUGGCAGCCUGCCCAGACAUCCGUUGCGAGUUUCCAGUGAUGAUUACAUGUUCUUGCGAGCGAAUAUCAGCAACAGUCCCUUGUGGUGCUGGUGGCAAUGGAGUUCACGUUUAUGGGGUCUUUGAAGCAUCUGUGAUUCAAAAUCUGCCCGUUCCACUUGUUCCUUUAGAUACAAAUUCAAAGAGAGUGGUGCCACUUGGACAAAGGAAGUUGGUAUGUGAUGAAGAAUGCGCCAAGUUGGAGAGGAAGAAGGUUCUUGCUGAUGCCUUUGAUAUACCGACAAAUCUUGAUGCCCUCCAUUUUGGAGAGAGCAGUUUGGCAGUGUCACAGUUAAUGGCAGAUUUGAUGAGAAGAGAGCCGAAAUGGGUCUUAGCCAUUGAGGAGAGGUUCAAGUAUCUAGUGUUGAGCAAGGGAAAGGGUGGGAAUGCUAGUGGAGUUCGAGUUCAUGUGUUUUGUCCUGUGAACAAGGAGAAGAGGGAUGCUAUUAGGCAGAUUGCUGAGCGGUGGAAGCUUUCUGUGAGUGCUGCAGGGUGGGAACCAAGACGCUUUCUUGUGGUUCAUGUCACAGCUAAGUCGAAGGCACCUUCACGGAUUUUAGGAUGUAAAGGAGUGGCUACUGCCGUGCAUCCUCCUGCCUUCGAUCCAUCGAUAGAUAUGGAUCCUAGGCUUGUUGUUGGCCUGUUUGAUUUGCCAAGGGAUGCAGAUAUAAGUGGAUUGGUCCUGAGAUUUGGUGGAGAAUGUGAGCUUGUCUGGCUGAAUGACAAGAAUGCAUUGGCUGUGUUUGGAGAUCCUGCAAGGUCUGCCACUGCACUCAGACGACUGGACCAUGGAUCAGUUUACCAUGGAGCUGUUGUGAUUUUGCAGAAUGGCGGGUCUUCUGCAGGUUGUUCAAGUGGUAAUGCAUGGAGUACGAAGGAGAAGACUGGUCCUGAUAUCAACAGCGAAUCGUGGAAGAAGAUGGUACAAGGUUCAGCCGGAUGGUUGUCUCAGGAUUCAUGGGGAGGAAAUGAAGCAUCUAUCCCUGCAUGGAAAGGAAAAGAGAAUCCUAUCUUGGCAUCAAACAAUCCCUGGAAUGUUCUUGAAACGGUGGAUACUGUCCCAAGUUCCACAGGUUCACAUGAAUCACAUCAAAUUGCAGGCAACCAUGUGGCGAAGAGCGGUGAUCGAGUUCCUUCUGCAUCAGAACCAGGUGAAGAAGUAGAAGAUUGGGAACAAGCUUAUGAUUGAAGUUCUCCAUGUCUGUGGCUAUGUUAUAGUUGAGUCGUUGAUGUGGGUUUUCCAGUCAUUAGAGUCUUUUGCGGGUUAAGGGGCCAGAAAUGAUCAGUUCAUUUUUGUGGAAUGAUCCUCCAUUCAGGUGGGUAGUUGGUUGUAUUUCCGCCAUUGGUUGUGUGACCACAAUUGAGUUUUUCAUUUUUUUUUCCUUUUUUGUCCAAUUUUUUAGAGGAACUAGAUAUUCAAUUACA